UACUUGUAAAGGCAAGCGCUAGGGAGCCGCCUAGACUGUAUAAAGUCUUUAGUGUAUUAGGAUUGUUUGCUGCUUUCAUGAUUUGGCAGUUACUUACCAUGGAAGCGGAUACUUUAAUUCAUCAAAGUCUUCAGUAUCUAAUACGAUGGAAUCUCGAUGAUGUUGCUGUUGCGAGUUCCUCAUUUUCCAGCAGUGUAACAGAAAUGAUUCUUGUUUAUGAAUUGAUAGAAUACGAAGAAGUGGAUAUUGCGUUUGGUCUCGUUACCGGUUUGGUUGUAUACAACACAAUCGGUAGCUUCCCUGCCAUGGUCCUCCAACCUUGUUUCGAUACAUCAUCCCCUCUUUUCAUCACUAACAAUAAUUCUACCAUAUGCGUGUUUCUAUUCUUGAUGAUCGGUUACACCUUUGUUGCACUAAGCAUUUCUAAUUUUGAACUGCGCCGUAGCUUUGGUAUUUUCUUAAGCAUAUUUUACACUGUUUUCUUUCUGUUUAUAAUAUUAUCGGCCUAUGAAUUUAUACAUCCUUAUGGCUCCCAACAUUCUCCUACAGUUCUCUAUAAUUCGUUAACACAUUCUAAUUGGUCAUAA
Messenger RNA from Bactrocera latifrons, 587 nucleotides. RefSeq lists its product as uncharacterized. The record is from RefSeq and is a predicted model, not a curated record. The coding region runs from base 78 to 587 and encodes 169 amino acids. The transcript has 4 exons. Lineage: Eukaryota; Metazoa; Arthropoda; Insecta; Diptera; Tephritidae.